AGCAACAAACCUGAGUUCUUUGACAAGCUUCCAUUCUCUGAGCGCCAGGUUUAUCCACAACACCAAGCCAUGUUUUCCCAGCAGCAGAAGCAGCCCUGUACUCUACCUCCCCAGCAGCAAUGUGCUUCCCAAACCAAGGAGCCUUGCCACCCCAAGAUCCCAGUGCCUUGCCAUCCCCAAGUGCCACAGCCUUGCCAUCCUCAGGUGCCACAGCUUUGCUAUCCCCAGGCUCCAGAGCCUUGCCAUCCUCAGGUGCCACAGUCUUGCAUACCCACUGUUACUCCACCUGCUCAACAGAAGUGCCCACAGGUACCCAAGACCAUGCAGAUGUAAGAAGACUCAGGACUUCCCUCCUGGGUACCAACCUCUGUGGGCAGAACCUCCAUCAAAUUAACUUUUCAGUUCUAAUUGCUCAAGCUCUCUGUGUUGCCCGGGAAAGUUCUCUUCUGGUGAUCUGCAGCCUGUAAUUCUCAUGUUCCAAUCAAUUACCAAGAGCUUUACCCUUCCUUUGGGUCCUGAAAAUGUUUUCUACACAAAUGUGUCCCUAUCCUGUGAUUCUGAAGCACAAGGACCAGGCUGAAGCUACACAUUCCUGAGCUGAUCCUCUGGCUACUCAACUGUCAGGGCCAAAAUCAGUCUAGCAAUGUUGUAAUCAAGAAAUGAUUGAAUCCUCCUCUCAUCCAUUAAACUUGCU
Messenger RNA from Vombatus ursinus (common wombat), 694 nucleotides. RefSeq names its product cornifin-like. NCBI's taxonomy places the organism in Eukaryota, Metazoa, Chordata, Mammalia, Diprotodontia, Vombatidae. The transcript has 2 exons. The coding region runs from base 70 to 333 and encodes 87 amino acids. The record is from RefSeq and is a predicted model, not a curated record.